Uloborus diversus is the source of this 303-nucleotide messenger RNA. RefSeq names its product protein C1orf43 homolog. The record is from RefSeq and is a predicted model, not a curated record. The transcript has 5 exons. Lineage: Eukaryota; Metazoa; Arthropoda; Arachnida; Araneae; Uloboridae. The coding region runs from base 1 to 303 and encodes 100 amino acids.
AUGUUAUUUUAUCACAUAAUGGCUGAUUCCCUUUCUGGAAUUGCAAUUAUUAUUUGCAUUGCAUUUGGUAUUUUAACUUUUGUACUUCUCUUCAUAUUUGGAAAUAGGCAAAUUAAAAGAUUUUCUUUAAAAUCCAGAUCUGGUCCUCAUAUACCUAUAGCCCAAGAUGCACCAAAAUCACUUCAGAAUGAAAUAAAUAGAAGAUUAGAAAUUGUCAAAACCAUAUUUUAUCAACCUCCUCUUUUGAAAAAAUCUGAUGAAAAAUUCUUUCAGGAGGAGCAGCUUUCUUGCCACAAUGACUAG